ACUUUCUGCUGGCCAAUGCCCAAGUCCAACAUGGCUACCCUAUUGUCUACUGCUCCGAUGGCUUCUGUGAUCUCACAGGUUUUGGCCGCACCGAGGUCAUGCAGAAGAAUUGCAAGUGCCGUUUUCUGUAUGGGGUGGAGACCAGUGAUACCGUCUUGCAAGGCAUUGAGAGGGCUCUGGAGGAGAAGCAGGAAUACCAGGCUGAGGUGUGCUUCUACAAGAAAGAUGGAGAUCUCUUCUGGUGCCUGCUGGACAUUGUGCCCAUCAAAAAUGAGAAAGGGGAGGUAGUGCUGUUUCUUUUCUCAUUUAAAGACACCACUGAGUACAGGAUGAGAGCCCUUCACACUGAUAAGAAAGAUGGGGCGGAGGAUAAACAGAAGAACCGUCGUUCUUCUCACUUUAGCUCGACAAGAAGACAGAGCCGGACCAUGCUGUGCCACCUUACUGGCCAAGUCUCUGGGCGAAACAAGAGUGACAUUAAACUUAACAAUAAAAGAUUGAGAGCAGGAUCUCAAUUUUCUGGGGAGCACAACCACUCAAACUUUAUUAUUGACAAAAUAUAUAACCUUUUAGAUAACAAGCCUUCUCUUCCUGAAUACAAAGUAGCUUCUGUCCAGAAACCUCGCUUCAUCCUUCUUCAUUACAGCAUCUUCAAAGCCCUCUGGGACUGGCUUAUCCUCUUGGCCACCUUUUAUGUGGCUGUCACUGUCCCUUACAAUGUCUGCUUCACGGGCCACGAUGACAGCGUGUCUGCAGCACGGAGCACUAUUGUCAGUGACAUUCUUGUGGAAAUGCUAUUUAUUUUAGAUAUAAUUUUAAAUUUCCGGACUACAUAUGUUAGCCAAUCUGGACAAGUGGUGUAUGAUCCACGCUCUAUCUGUAUCCACUACCUCGCCACAUGGUUCUUUGUGGACCUUAUUGCUGCUUUGCCCUUUGAUCUUCUCUAUGCAUUCAACGUCACAGUGACGUCUCUGGUACAUUUACUGAAGACAGUUCGAUUAUUGAGGCUACUGAGGUUAUUGCAGAAGCUGGACCGCUAUUCUCAGUACAGUGCCAUGGUGCUAACUCUUCUGAUGUCCAUGUUUGCUCUUCUGGCUCACUGGAUGGCCUGUGUCUGGUUUGUUAUUGGCCGCAAAGAGAUGGAGAGUAAUGACCCUGCCACCUGGGACAUAGGCUGGCUUCAUGAACUUGGAAAGCGACUCGAAGUACCCUACAUCAAUAAUUCUGUUGGUGGACCCUCUAUUCGCAGUGCUUAUAUAGCAUCCCUCUACUUUACCCUCAGCAGCUUGACCAGCGUGGGCUUUGGUAAUGUCUGUGCAAAUACAGAUGCAGAGAAGAUCUUCUCCAUCUGCACUAUGUUAAUAGGAGCUCUGAUGCAUGCUGUAGUUUUUGGUAAUGUAACAGCCAUAAUUCAACGUAUGUACUCCCGACGUUCUCUGUAUCACACCCGCAUGAAGGACCUCAAAGAUUUUAUUCGUGUUCAUCGCCUUCCUCAACAGCUCAAACAGCGUACAUUGGAGUAUUUUCAGACCACAUGGUCUGUCAACAAUGGUAUUGAUGCCAAUGAGCUACUGAAGGAUUUUCCAGAUGAGUUACGUGCGGAUAUAGCAAUGCACCUCAAUAAGGACAUCCUGCAACUCCCUGUGUUUGAGCCAGCCAGCCGCGGGUGCCUUCGGGCGCUCUCCCUGCACAUCAAGACCUCCUUCUGUGCUCCUGGAGAAUACCUCCUGCGCCAAGGGGAUGCUUUGCAAGCCAAUUAUUAUGUGUGUUCUGGCUCAAUGGAAGUUUUGAAGGACAAUAUGGUGUUGGCGAUUCUGGGUAAAGGUGAUCUUAUUGGUGCUGACCUCACCAGCAAAGAACAGGUGAUUAAAACAAAUGCCGAUGUGAAAGCGCUAACAUACUGUGACCUGCAGUACCUUACUCUACGAGGGCUUCUGGAAGUACUGGAACUGUACCCCGAGUAUUCCAGCAAAUUCAUGGCAGACAUCCACCAUGACUUGACGUUUAAUCUACGGGAAGGCAGUGAGACAGAUGGCUGCUACAGGUUUUGUCGUUCACCACGACUAUCACAGCCACGCCCAGAAUCUGGUACUACCCCUGAUAAGAAGUUAUCAUCUAUCCUAGAAGAUAAAGAUGAGACGGAUGACUUUUUCCGGCACUCUCCAGCCACUAUGACACGUAGAAAACUCUUGCUACCAAAUCUUAACAGUCCUGUGCGCCGUGGCUCUCUCAGCAGCCUCCUGGGAGAUGAUUUGAGACAGUUUUCUGCUUUCCGGCUUAAUUGCCGGUCUCCAGCCCGGAACAGUCGAGGAAGAAGCCCCUCUCCCCAGUGUCACAAGGAAGAAAGGGUGUCUGAGUCAGAAAAUGGAAGCUCCCGAAAGCCAGCCAAACUCCUUAUCCCAUCACUCAACACAUAUGGUCCACCAGAUCUCAGUCCUCGAGUGGUGGAUGGAAUUGAGGAUAAUGGAGAUAUCUCUGAAAGCCAAACUUUUCAGUUCAACAUGGACAACUCAAGGGCAAGGUCUCCAGUCAGGCAGUCUCCUGUAGCAGGUAUAAGCCUGGUUAACCCAAUCUUAGCAGCUGAAGCUGAGGAGAUCAAGCAGAAUAUAUGCAGGCUAAAUCAGGAGAUCAACAGUCUUAACCAGGAAGUUUCCCAACUUAGCAAGGAGCUGCAGCACAUGAUGCGCUUAUUACAAGCCUUACUAGCUUCCCAACAGUACAACCCACCACUAGCUUGUCCCUACACAGUCCAAGUCGUUUCCACCCCUCCUGCAAGCCAUAUGAGCUGUAAUGAACAACAGCCAAGGCCCAGCUAUCCUAUGCCACACUCGCUUCAUCUGGUGCAGGAAUCCUCAAUGCCCAGGAACCUUGGACAUGGAUCCAUGGCUUCAGACAUUCCUUACAACCAAGUCCAUUUUACAAGGGUUUCACCAGAUGCCUGCUCACGUCCUGCAGACUCUGAGUCCUUUCAUCCAGUGAGGGACUGCUGCUACAUUCCCUCUAACACCAUGUGUUCUCCUGGGACACCAUUAUCACAUGGGGAAAUGGAAAGGAUGAGGAUACAACAACAGACUGAAGAGGCUAAUACAAGCCCUAAGACUACUUAUGGUUCACCAGUCUCUGGACCUCCAGGCACAGGCCGGCCAGCUUACACUAUGACUUCUCUAAGUUCUGUCCAGUCUUUUACUACUAUUCAGAAUAAUCCAACUCAAUCAACAUCUAGCAGGGACCCGAAAACACAAACUUGAGUGCACCAAUAACAUACAGAUGAUUAGAGACAUUUCUUAUCCUAAACUUGCUGCUUUAUGGCACCCAUGGAAACCAGAGGAACACAUGUCAAAAAUGUACUUUAAGCAAGCACAAGAAGCCAAACACUAUUUAAAGUGUAUAUUCUUAAUAGCUAGAUGCAUGUUUAUCCUUAUACUUAGCAAGUUACCUGAACUACAGAGAAUGCUUGAUGGAAGGUUUACAUGCUCUAGUGGAAGAUGAGAGGCCUUUUUAUAACCAAUGUGGAAGGUCAUUGGUUUAGUAUAGUUUAUACAGGCUUAAAACAGCUGUAUAAAUGUCCUUCAGAUACUCUGCUUCCAGACAGCCACAUUCUUUUUGAAUAUUGCCCAGCGCUCCAAUGUGUUUACCUUGUUCAGGACAGAUGAGUAAAUCUCAAGGUCCCAAUUAUUUUAUAGCACACAGAGUUUUCUAGUCUACUAUUCACAUCUAGCAUUAUGUAAAAUAUUUUUUUAACCAUGUUUUAGAUUUUACUGGCUUCUAUCUAAACUGCUUAUUGAAACAGGCAUUUAUUUGUCAAGUACCUUUUUCCAUGAAUUGCUGGCAUAUAAUUGAGAAAUCAAAUAAAUUGCUGGCUUUCAUAUCUGCCAGGUAUCCAGUUAUCAGGAUAUCUCCACCACCUGCGAGAGAGUGAUACUUUUGUUGUGUUCUUGUGGGUGAAACUAGAGGCACAUAUUACUGCAGAUCUUAAGCCUCGUACACACGAUCAGUUUUCCAGACGGG
Messenger RNA from Rana temporaria (common frog), 4008 nucleotides. It is a transcript of the gene KCNH4, whose product is annotated as potassium voltage-gated channel subfamily H member 4. The transcript is spliced from 20 exons. The record is from RefSeq and is a predicted model, not a curated record. The coding region runs from base 99 to 3248 and encodes 1049 amino acids. Gene Ontology annotation, biological process: regulation of membrane potential; potassium ion transmembrane transport. Gene Ontology annotation, cellular component: membrane. Gene Ontology annotation, molecular function: voltage-gated potassium channel activity. NCBI's taxonomy places the organism in Eukaryota, Metazoa, Chordata, Amphibia, Anura, Ranidae.